This is a messenger RNA of Lineus longissimus, 528 nucleotides long. RefSeq names its product protein O-mannosyl-transferase 1-like. The record is from RefSeq and is a predicted model, not a curated record. NCBI's taxonomy places the organism in Eukaryota, Metazoa, Nemertea, Pilidiophora, Heteronemertea, Lineidae. The transcript has 5 exons. The coding region runs from base 1 to 528 and encodes 175 amino acids. Gene Ontology annotation, cellular component: endoplasmic reticulum. Gene Ontology annotation, biological process: protein O-linked glycosylation via mannose. Gene Ontology annotation, molecular function: dolichyl-phosphate-mannose-protein mannosyltransferase activity.
AUGAGCAAUGUAAACGAAGAAGACAUAAGAGCAUCACCGCUUAUCCCAACGAAACCCGUAUACCUGUCAUUCUGGGAUAAAUUCAAGGAGCUUCAGAUGAAGAUGUUGUCGUCGCGUGUUGACGAGAGUAUCGAUCACAGAUAUGCAUCCGCGCCUACCGACUGGCCGUUCGAUGAGAAGAACGUGGCCUACUGGCUCAAAGAGACCGGCAAGGAAAGCAGCGCUCAAAUACAUCUCGUAGGGAACAUCGUCAGUUGGUAUUCCGCCCUUCCCGGGUUCUUGCUCUUCGUCCUCAUCUUUACAGGGAUCGUCCUGGCGAGGAAGCGCUCUCUUACAGUCGUCAGGGAAGAUUACUUGGCACAAAUGACCUUUGUCGCCGAGCUCCUUAUCGGAGGUUAUCUGCUUAAUUACCUGCCUUUCUUCGCUGUGGAGUCGACGUAUUUCCUCUACCACUACCUACCGGCCGUCCUGUUCAAACUGAUUUUUGUAGCCAUUCUCGUGGAGCAGAUAUAUUCGGUUUUAGCGUGA